UAUGAGAUGUGUGAAAAUCAUAAUAAACAACACGGUGGAUAUAUUUAUUCUUGUUUACUACCAAAAAACCUCACUGUAUCAUGUCCUCUUCAUGUCUCAACUAAUAAUGUUAGAUCUUCCUCAGAAGCUGUUCUUCCUGUGAUAAAAGUUCAACCUGUGGACAAACAAAAACAAUUUGGAAUCUGUAUUUCUCCUUUAUUUGGUAGUAUACCUGGUGCAAAACUUAUCGAAUUCAUUGAACUAUCUAAAGUUCUUGGUGCUCAAAAAUUCUACUUUUAUGACAAUAAAAUAUCUGAUGAAAUGAAAGAAAUAUUAAAUUAUUAUAUGAAGAAAGGUAUAGUUGAAACUAUUCCUUGGUCAAUUCCUGUUGGUGAAAAUAGUAUAUGGUACCAUGGACAACUAAUUGCUCAUAAUGACUGUCUAUAUAGAACUAUGGGUACUAUUAAACAUGUGUUGUUUAAUGACAUUGAUGAAUUUGUUAUACCA
Molecule: messenger RNA, 486 nt
Organism: Lottia gigantea (owl limpet)
Lineage: Eukaryota; Metazoa; Mollusca; Gastropoda; Lottiidae
Exons: 1
Source: RefSeq, a predicted model, not a curated record